This is a messenger RNA of Zea mays, 1055 nucleotides long. RefSeq names its product low molecular weight heat shock protein precursor. NCBI's taxonomy places the organism in Eukaryota, Viridiplantae, Streptophyta, Magnoliopsida, Poales, Poaceae. Bases 101 to 760 code for a protein of 219 amino acids. The record is from RefSeq and is a predicted model, not a curated record. The transcript is spliced from 2 exons.
GUAUUCUCACCGCAAGGAUCCACCACAACAGCGAAGGAGAAAGCAGACCAACCUAGCCACCCAGGGAGAAAGAGGCCAAAAGGGAGGGGAGAGUGUCGUCAUGGCUUCCAUUGUCGCUUCCAGGAGGGCCGUUCCUCUAGUUCGCGCUCUGGAGAAGCUCAUCGCAGCGUCCUCCGCUCCCGGGACUGGCUCCGCCCUCAGGCCGGUGGCAGUCGCCGGCGGCCUCCGCGGCUACAACACCGGCGCUCCGCUCCGACGCUACGAGGGGGCCGAGUCGGAAGACGAUAGCGUCCGCGAGUACGAUGGGCGGCACGGCGGCCGGGACUACGCUGUGCCCAGCCUGUUCUCAGGUAAUAUUUUCCGUGAUCCGCUUAGUGCGCCGCACAGCAUUGGCCGCCUGCUGAACCUUGUGGACGACUUGGCGGUGGCGGCGCCAGGUCGUGCGGUGCGCCGUGGCUGGAACGCGAAGGAGGACGAGGAGGCGCUGCACCUGAGGGUGGACAUGCCAGGCCUGGGGAAGGAGCACGUCAAGGUGUGGGCGGAGCAGAACAGCCUGGUGAUCAAGGGCGAGGGCGAGAAGGAGGAUAGCGAGGACGAGGCCGCCCCGCCUCCGAGAUACAGCGGUCGCAUCGAGCUCGCGCCAGAGGUUUACAGGAUGGACAAGAUCAAGGCGGAGAUGAAGAACGGCGUGCUCAAGGUGGUCGUGCCGAAGGUGAAGGAGCAGCAGCGCAAGGACGUGUUCCAAGUCAACGUCGAGUAGAUGUUUCCAAAUAGAAGCAAGUGCCGGUACGGGAUGGAGGAUUGGAGGGGCACUGCCAAACUAGGAUUCCUCUCUCUCAAUCUGAUCUGGAUUCUGGAAUCAGAUUUCUCUUCUUUCAUUUUUCUCGUCUAUCUUCUAUCAGUAUGAAAUAAGCAACGUCGCUUCAGUUUUCGUGUCAAGGCCGGUGGAGUCGCCUAUGUUUAUUUUAUUUUCUUUGUAUUUCCUACCUGGACACACGUUCUCUAUGCCGUGUUUGGUUUCCGCAGAUUUUUAAAAUAUGCAUGUUCAAACCCAA